ACCUCAUACACCGUCUCCUACUCGAACGUCAACACUGACUGUUUCUCUGACUCCAGCAGUGGUAUCCCUGCUAGUGGGACAUCAUACACACUAACUGGUCUGGAGGAGGGGACUCAGUAUUCUAUCACUGUCACUGCCUCUCUGGGUGGGAACAGUGGAACUCUAGAAGGCAGCACUACAGCCACUACAUUGAUUGCUGCUCCAUCUGCCCCACCCUCUUCUGUGAGGGUGUCAGUAAAUAGUUCCACUAGUAUCACAGUCCAGUGGGGGUCAGUGGAGUGUAGACAUCACAAUGGAGAGAUAACAGGCUACUGGGUGAGGUAUGGAGUGGUAGGGAGCAGCAAGGAAGACAGGAGUAUGCUGAUGGUAUCAAGAGACAGUGGAGGAAUGGCUACAAUCGUUGGACUGAGUAAAGAGACAGUCUACACGGUUCAAGUGGCAGCAGUCACCAGUUCUGGUACUGGAGUAUACACCAAUCCUCUCACAUUUGAAACUCCUGAUAGUCAGUGAAAAGUUUAUUGCUUUGAGGUAUACACUCUCGCUCUCUUGUUUUCAAGCUCUUAGUUCGUCAUUGGCUCCCUUCCAAUGUUAUUCCUGCUAUAUACCAGGCGAAACAUGAAGUGGCUAUUGAG
Messenger RNA from Geodia barretti, 632 nucleotides. The record is from the annotation of a GenBank genome assembly. Lineage: Eukaryota; Metazoa; Porifera; Demospongiae; Tetractinellida; Geodiidae.